Messenger RNA from Hyaloscypha bicolor E, 2243 nucleotides. RefSeq lists its product as uncharacterized. The coding region runs from base 129 to 1874 and encodes 581 amino acids. Gene Ontology annotation, molecular function: metal ion binding; metalloendopeptidase activity. Lineage: Eukaryota; Fungi; Ascomycota; Leotiomycetes; Helotiales; Hyaloscyphaceae. Gene Ontology annotation, cellular component: mitochondrion. The transcript is spliced from 2 exons. The record is from RefSeq and is a predicted model, not a curated record.
CUUACUGGCUCGCCGGCUGAAGCCGAGCAGAUUUUCUGCGGGCAAGGAGCCGAAGCCGCUCAAAAUAUUUCGCGGGACGAACAGCAGAAGUGUGCGGCGAUACAACUCGGCCUCCUCCCAGACCCAAGAUGUUGAAGUGUGCUUCCCCGCGAACCCUGACUAGGGCUAUUCCUAGGAGAUCUUUUUCUCCCAGCAUAUUGCCUACUUUCCCGUCUAGAAACCUCGCGACUGUAGCUGAUUCUAUCCAAAAGGAUCCUGCAGAGCUUGACCAGAUCUCUACUUUACCAAAUGGCGUUCGAGUUGCUACUGAAGCGUUGCCAGGACAUUUUUCCGGAGUGGGCGUCUUCAUUGAUGCGGGAUCCCGAUAUGAGAACGAGUACUUGCGAGGCGUGAGCCAUAUCUUGGAUAGACUGGCCUUCAAAUCCACGAAGAAACGAACAAGUGAUGAGAUGCUGGAAUCACUGGAAUCUUUGGGUGGCAACAUAAAUUGCGCUUCUUCCCGCGAAUCCUUGAUGUAUCAGUCCGCCACCUUCAACUCUGCCGUGCCUACAACAGUCGCCCUCCUCGCCGAGACAAUCCGGGAUCCAUUAGUAACGGAAGAGGAGGUACAGCAACAGCUGGAAACCGCGUCUUAUGAGAUCGGGGAAAUCUGGUCGAAGCCGGAGUUAAUUCUACCUGAGCUGGUACACAUGGCUGCUUUCAAAGAUAACACUCUCGGGAAUCCAUUGCUAUGUCCUAAGGAAAGGCUCACUCAAAUCAACAAGAGUGUUAUCGAGGCCUAUAGGGAUACCUUCUUCCGGCCAGAGCGAAUGGUCGUUGCAUUUGCUGGGGUGCAGCACGACGAAGCUGUCCGACUUACAGAGCAAUACUUCGGAGAUAUGCCAAAGUCGGAAGCACCCAUACUUUCACAGACGGGAUCAGAAACGUCAUUGGAUUCUUCAUCCACUCGCAAUGAUAGCUCGAUAUCUUCAAUAUCUUCACAACCACCGACGCCGCCGCAACAACCGUCGAAACUACUCUCCCGGAUACCGUUCUUCAAGAACAUCUCCACCUCAGCCCCAAAUAACGCCUCAGUAGAGUCCUUUAAUAGUCUCUCUCUUUCCCACGCUCCCACAACCUUCGAUAUCACACAGCCAUCUCACUAUACAGGUGGCUUCCUCUCAUUGCCGUCCCUCCCGCCGCCGAUCAACCCUUCACUACCACCACUCACACAUAUCCACGUAGCUUUCGAAGCUCUUCCAAUAUCAUCCGAGGAUAUAUAUGCUCUCGCUACUCUGCAAACUCUCCUCGGAGGAGGCGGCUCUUUCUCGGCAGGUGGGCCUGGGAAAGGCAUGUAUUCUCGACUCUACACCAACGUUCUGAACCAACACGCCUGGGUGGAGUCAUGCGUUGCCUUCAAUCAUUCGUAUACCGAUUCAGGUCUCUUUGGUAUAUCCUCUAGUUGCUCGCCCGGCCAUGUGGUUAACAUGCUAGACGUCAUGUGUCGCGAGCUUCAAGCUUUGACGCUUGACACAGGAUUUGCCGCACUCCAAACAGUCGAAGUCAACCGGGCAAAGAACCAAUUACGAUCUAGUCUAUUGAUGAACCUGGAAAGCAGAAUGGUUGAGCUCGAAGACUUAGGAAGACAGGUGCAAGUUCAUGGUAGGAAAGUGGGCGUACGAGAAAUGUGUAAGAAGAUUGAUGAGUUAACCGUUAAAGAUCUCCGCAGGGUUGCUAGGAUUGUAGUCGGUGGUAUGGCAGACAAUCCCGGAAAAGGUAGUGGGGCACCAACUGUUGUUUUACAAGAAGGAGAAGAGGAGGGUGUUACAAGAAAGCCAUUCAAGUGGGCAGAGAUUCAGGAUCGCAUCGAGAGAUGGAAAUUAGGCCGAAGAUAGGUUCGACGAUUCGCCUCUGGCCAGGAGAAACUGCCAGAGACAUGAAAAUAGCCAUGUAUAAACAAUGUACAAAACUUACCUGUACUAUAGAGCAGCAUUGUUAUGAAAUAACGGUGGCAAGUCACGACCUGGAGGCCUUUCAGUGUACGAGACAAAUUCCUUUCUUCAAAACAACAGAAUUUGCAAAGUCGUUCAAAGUCGAAUAUGUAAACAAAUCGAAGUUCUCAGAAUAAUCGAAGGCGAAGUGUUGAUCGAAACACAUUGAAGAAUUCAAACAGGCACAGCGAGAAGAUUGGAUGAAAGGGGGUUGGUCGACAGGUUUGAGACAGGGGUUCCACAAAAAAGAUUCGCGAGGCUGAGAGCGGCAGC